This is a messenger RNA of Tachysurus fulvidraco (yellow catfish), 2560 nucleotides long. It is a transcript of the gene atp6v1ab, whose product is annotated as ATPase H+ transporting V1 subunit Ab. Gene Ontology annotation, biological process: ATP metabolic process; proton transmembrane transport. The coding region runs from base 174 to 2027 and encodes 617 amino acids. Gene Ontology annotation, molecular function: ATP hydrolysis activity; ATP binding; proton-transporting ATPase activity, rotational mechanism. Gene Ontology annotation, cellular component: lysosomal membrane; proton-transporting V-type ATPase, V1 domain. The transcript is spliced from 15 exons. NCBI's taxonomy places the organism in Eukaryota, Metazoa, Chordata, Actinopteri, Siluriformes, Bagridae. The record is from RefSeq and is a predicted model, not a curated record.
CUUACACUAGAGGGCGCUGUGUGUUCCUGUUCCUGUUCCUUAAGGACCGUCGAGUGAAUGAAGUCAGCUGAUCUGUUCUCUUAGUCGCAUUAUUUUUCAUCUUUUUUCUCCUGGCAGACGGAAUCAGGGACUUUCUCCGAUCUUUCACAUAAUUUCAGAUUCACGCCUUGAACAUGGAUUUCUCCAAGCUGCCCAAGAUCCGAGAUGAGGAGUACGAGGGACAGUUUGGAUAUGUGCAUGGUGUCUCUGGACCUGUGGUGACGGCGUCCAGCAUGGCCGGGGCGGCAAUGUACGAGCUGGUGCGUGUAGGCCACAGUGAGCUGGUGGGAGAAAUCAUCCGUCUGGAGGGAGAUAUGGCCACCAUUCAGGUGUAUGAAGAAACCUCCGGCGUUUCUGUUGGUGACCCGGUCCUGCGUACUGGGAAGCCCCUCUCUGUCGAACUGGGACCUGGCAUCAUGGGCUCCAUCUUUGACGGUAUCCAGCGUCCACUCAAAGACAUCAACGAUCUCACCAAGAGCAUUUACAUCCCCCGAGGCGUGAACAUCGGUGCCCUCAACCGUGACAGCAAAUGGGAGUUCUCACCUUCCAAGAGUUUACGGGUCGGGAGCCACAUCACCGGAGGAGACAUCUACGGUCUUGUGUACGAGAACUCUCUCAUUAAACACAAAAUCAUGCUGCCACCUAAAAACCGAGGGACCGUCACCUAUGUGGCACCGCCUGGGAACUACGACGUCUCGGAUGUGGUGCUGGAGCUGGAGUUUGAAGGAGUGAAGGAAAAGUUCACCAUGGUGCAGGUUUGGCCCGUGCGUCAGGUCCGACCCGUUACAGAGAAGCUACCUGCCAAUCAUCCUCUGCUCACGGGCCAGCGAGUGCUGGACGCCCUUUUCCCGUGUGUUCAAGGGGGCACUACCGCCAUCCCAGGGGCUUUUGGAUGUGGCAAAACCGUGAUCUCUCAGUCCUUGUCCAAAUACUCCAACAGUGACGUCAUCAUCUACGUGGGCUGUGGAGAGCGAGGUAAUGAGAUGUCAGAAGUACUGCGAGAUUUCCCUGAGCUAACCAUGGAGGUGGAUGGGAAGGUGGAGAGCAUCAUGAAGAGAACCGCUCUGGUGGCUAACACCUCCAACAUGCCCGUGGCUGCUCGAGAGGCGUCUAUUUACACAGGUAUCACUCUGUCUGAGUACUUCAGAGAUAUGGGUUACAACGUGAGCAUGAUGGCAGACUCCACUUCACGAUGGGCUGAGGCUCUCAGGGAGAUCUCGGGUCGUCUGGCUGAGAUGCCUGCUGAUAGUGGUUAUCCUGCCUAUCUGGGGGCUCGUCUGGCUUCGUUUUAUGAGCGUGCCGGCCGUGUGAAAUGUCUCGGUAAUCCAGAGAGAGAAGGUAGUGUUAGCAUCGUAGGAGCUGUGUCGCCCCCUGGUGGAGAUUUCUCAGAUCCUGUGACAUCUGCUACACUGGGUAUUGUACAGGUGUUCUGGGGUCUAGAUAAGAAACUGGCCCAGAGGAAGCAUUUCCCGUCUGUAAACUGGCUGAUCAGCUACAGUAAGUACACACGACCACUGGACGAAUACUACGACAAGCACUUCCCAGAGUUUGUGCCGCUGCGCACUAAAGCUAAGGAGAUUCUGCAGGAGGAAGAGGAUCUGGCUGAGAUCGUCCAGCUUGUUGGCAAGGCUUCCUUGGCUGAGACAGAUAAGAUCACCCUUGAAGUCGCCAAGCUGAUUAAAGAUGAUUUCCUGCAGCAGAAUGGUUACACCCCAUACGACAGGUUCUGUCCAUUCUACAAGACAGUGGGCAUCCUGUCAAACAUGAUCGCUUUCUAUGACAUGGCCCGGCACGCGGUGGAGACCACGGCUCAGAGCGACAACAAGAUCACCUGGGCCAUGAUCCGUGAGCACAUGGGCGAGAUCCUCUACAAGAUCAGCUCCAUGAAAUUUAAGGACCCAGUGAAGGAGGGAGAGGCGAAGAUUAAAGCCGAUUACGCGCAGCUGCACGAGGACAUGCAGAACGCUUUCCGUACCCUGGAGGACUAAGUCCCAAUCAGCUGAAUGCAGCUGUCGUGCUCUCUCCGACUUCGCUCCAUCCACCGACAUUCCACUUCUUUCUUUUCCCCCUUCCUUUAAUGGAGCAGCGUUAGAAGAAAGCAUUCUAUCGUCAAGAACCUCCUCCAUUUUGUGUGUGUGUGUAUACGUGUGCGUAUGUGUAGUAGUUGGUUGUAUUUGUGUUUCUGUAAGUGUUUCAGAUGUGUGUUAAAUUUUUUCGUAUACCGCUCUACUGCCUCAUCCUCUUUUGUUGAUGUAUUUUUUUUUUUUCUCGAGAUCAUCUGGUGUAAUAAUUAUUCCAGCGUUCUCUGUACAGACGAUUUGAGAGAUGCGUUCAAUUAAAUGGAGUUAAUAUUUAUUGUGUGGAACGCUGGUGGAUGCUUGUGGUGAUAUUUUGUCCUGUUUUAAACUGUAUUAUCCCAUAAGACCGGUGUGUAAUAUAUUUGCGGCGUCACACUUCUCUUCUAUAAUGCUUGUGUGACCGUGUUGAAGUCCUGCAACAAUAAAAUACAACUACAAAUGUG